Messenger RNA from Mesorhabditis belari, 1773 nucleotides. The record is from the annotation of a GenBank genome assembly. NCBI's taxonomy places the organism in Eukaryota, Metazoa, Nematoda, Chromadorea, Rhabditida, Rhabditidae.
AUGGGCGAUGAGGAGGAGAUCAUCGAACGGCUCGACGAAUUCCUCAUGCAAGUGCGCCCCCUUGACGAGUUGCCCCACUCGUUCGAUGACACGCUGAUCGAUAAACUCGUCGAGAAUAUCACGCCGAAUGAUGCUAUCAUCAAACACACGCUUUCGCUCGUCAACGAGGAGGUUUUCGCGAAAAAUGGAGCCGUCACUGCUAAAAUUCUGAUCCGACUUGUCGAUAAAUUCUUGACGUUGCGAGUCGUCGACUUUGAUGCCCGGCUUUUGUUGAGGAUAUCGACCUCGCUUCUCCGUUUGCCCAAUCAUCCGAGUGUUUGGAGUGAUGUUCUGGCGCUGCUCGUCAAUCUCAUUAAACGGGAAACGGAAAUGGGAAGGAUUGGGGAAUUGCGAGAGGAUUUGAAAGAUAUCGUUAAAUGGAUUCUCAGAAGGUUGCCCGAAGAGAGUCUUUCGUUGUUUGUCCGGAAUCGCAUCGAGCACCUCGUUUUUGUCCUUUCUCAACAAUUCAUUGAUGACUUUAUGAACUACAUCACGACAUUGUUGAGUGAAAAUUUGUCACCAAUUAUCAGGGAGAGCUACCAUCGCAUUUUGACGCAUUUUCUCCAAAUUCGGCCAAUGAACGACGCGAAGUUUUUGGAAGUUUUCAUCGAUUCGGUCCGUUUGAACGUCACGAUGACCGAGGCGUCAAUCAUCUUCUUCAACGAGGUUAUGAAACAACUCCCGCUAGCUGACGUAUUGCCGAUUCUACUCAGCUCACAAUGGAGAUUGCCCUGUCAACGACUGAAUGCUAUUGUUUUAUACAUGGAAACGAUCAAUGAUCUGCCGAAUGAACUGCUCGCCGCACUUCGCGUUUCUCCGUUGUUGAAGUUGGAGCACUUUGUUCGAGUUUUUCGCGUCCACAAAAACAAGAAAGACAUGUUAUCUUCGUUGCCUGAAUGGAUUUCCGUUGUUGAACGGAUUUUCUCGUCUCCUCGUCCUCCAAUCGAUCUCCUUCCCGAUCUCGUUCAUCUAUUUACCGCACAAUUUUCUUGCUCAAUCGACGAAUGGAUGCCGAUUCUUGUGCUCGUUUUGCGCAAUAUUCUGAAUAAAACUGUUGUUUUCGUGUCAUUGCUUUCGUCAUAUGCACUAUCGCAACUCGUCGACGCAAAGAUUCCUUGGGAGAUCAUCGAAACGAAAGUGCGAGACGGGUUGAUGGGCAACGAUUGGGAGAAUCGUGAUUCGGCCGUCGAAAUCGUCAUGUACAGUGCUAAGCAUGACAGACAAUCUCCCUUGUGCGUCCAUCUCGACGAGAUCGCCGAAUUUGUGCCGAAAGACGGUUCACCUUAUGUACGUGCCUCAUCCCUUCGCUGUCUCGACGCGCACUCCCAUUCACUCACUCGACAACUUGCGCACGAGAGAUUGCUCAAUGAUUCCGAGCCACAACCACGCCUUGAAGCGGCUCGGGUAUUUCGAUCGAUUCCCGUCACUUCGACGGACGAUUGGAUCUUCUUCAUUGGAAACCUAACAAAAUUGCUCGGUGAUGCCGAUUAUGAGGUCCGAAGCGAGGUGGUGACCGUUUGCGAUAAGUGGAUGAAAAUGGGAUCGGAUGAUGAGGAAAUGCGCAAAAGUAUGAUCGAUCAACUUUCACAAUGGACAAACGAUUCGGAAAUCGGCGAUCACGUGAAAGCCGUCCUCUCACUUCCCGCCGAGACGCGCAAAGAUCCAACGAUGCAUUUGUUGAUCGACAUGAUUCAAGGUUUGGAAAUGCCCGAUGACGACACCAUUGAUUGUUAU